Molecule: messenger RNA, 2193 nt
Organism: Tripterygium wilfordii
Lineage: Eukaryota; Viridiplantae; Streptophyta; Magnoliopsida; Celastrales; Celastraceae
Product: CDT1-like protein b
Exons: 9
Coding region: 164-1888 (574 amino acids)
Biological process (GO): DNA replication checkpoint signaling; mitotic cell cycle; DNA replication preinitiation complex assembly
Cellular component (GO): nucleus
Molecular function (GO): DNA polymerase binding; DNA binding
Source: RefSeq, a predicted model, not a curated record
UUCACUUAAGCCAUGACGGUUCUUCCACUUUGAGUAUUUGAAGCCGUCGUUUUAAGCGCUCUCUUCCAUCACAACAGCUCUACUCCUAUUUCACCAUCACGCUGCUAUUGGAAUCUCUCAAGAUCCCCUGAAAAGCUCUUCAAUUGCUGCCACAAUUCCAGACAUGGAUGAAAGGGAAUGCGAGAAAAGCAGGCAAUCUGUCUUGGACUUCAAGUGUAAGAAGAUUCUUCCUGUCGUUGACAAAACAGCUUCUCCUUCUCCUUCCUCCCUGCAUAAACCAGGAAUGGCUGUAAAAUGGAACUUAGAAACUAGUAUUACAUCGCAGACACCAGAGAAGAUAAAUGAGCCCUUACUCUCCAAACAUAGAGAGGGAGAGGUCAACCUUCAAAAUAGAUACAACAUCAUAUUAGAGCUCUUUGAUUCUAUUAGUUGUUCAUUAAGGUUACUUGGUCUGUGUAAGAAGCCAACUACAUUUCAAAACAUUUGUACUCAAGUGGAGGUGUUGACAAAAAGAAAGUUAUCAUACAGGCACCUUGCUCAGAUAAAAUAUAUACUUCCUGAAGCCAUGAAAAUUGAUAAGAUUCUUUUACAUGAUGAGAAAACCCUUUGCAUGAAGCAAAGUCUGAAGAUCACCUUGCUGUUAGAUGUCAUUGAAGGCCAUGAUGAGCCAUCAGAUUAUGUGGCUUUGCGCCAAGUUUUUGCUUCCAGGCUUGUGGAUUUCUGUACUACAUAUCCUGAGGCUUGUGACAUUCCCGAAGCUGACUUGCCAGAGCCUUACAACAAAAAAAGUCAGACAACCACUGGGGAUAAGGCUGAUGUCAUCGCAGAGCCCAUAUUUCCUGAGACCAUUAGCCAAAGAAGUCAAGACACUGUUCCAGAUCGAUUGACUGUUGAUUCUUUGGUAGAAUCUCUACCAGCUUCUGUUGAAACUCAGCUGUUGGCAGACCCAAGGCAUCAACAUCCAAUUUUCACUCAAUAUUUCUCUCAGAAGGUUGUUACUAAAAAUGAUGCAUUUCCUCUAUCAUCUACCGCAUCUGAUGGUCCGGAUAACCAAUCAUCAACCGGUCAGCUGAAAGGUUAUCCUUCACUGAGUUUCACUGCUGAUUGUGAGACCAAACAAGACCAUAAAAGCAAUCAACCGAAAGAAACGCCUCCUACAUGUUCUGAACCAACUGUCAUCAACUCCUCUGUCCAACAAAACUACCUUCAAUGCUCUAUUCAUUCCAGUGCUCAUGAAAGCCCUCUGCAGAAAUCCGUAGCAUCUGCUGGUAGUUUAAUAAUAGAAACCCCUGCACAGUUGACACCAAAGAGAUCAAUGCCCAGUUGUGAGGACAAGCAUAAGACCAGUACCAACGAUAAUAAGAUGGCAUCUUUUAUGCCUGCAAAGAGGUCUUUAGAUUUUUCAACUGAUAAAAGCGUGUUAGAUUCUGUCAUUGAUGGGUAUGAGGACUACAAAGUUGUUCAAAGUCUCCAUUGCAAUAUUGUAAGACAGAUAACUACUGAGGAGCAGAGUACCAAAGGUCAUCAGACAGCAGUCCAUCAGGUAGAAGAGAACUUUGGUUGGCCUGCUGAGGAUUGCAAUAUGAGUCAAUCAAGUGUUAUGGUCCAGCAGACGGCUGCUAGCCUGCCUGACCUGGUUGAUCUGAUUUACAGUAUAUUCCAGUCUGUCAACUGCUCUUCGAUCACAAAAGAGGAACUUGUCCACAAGAUACUUAUGAAUAACAUCGAUAUUGUUGAUAGAAAGGAGGUUGAAGAACAGAUUGAGAUGAUUGAAAAGCUGGUUCCAGUUUGGAUUUGCAGGAAGCAGGCACCUAGUGGAGAUAUUUUGUACAACAUCAACACAGUGUUAGAUUUGAAAUCAGUCCAAGCUAAGGUUAUCAGUGCAUAAGGAGGAUGUUAAGGUGCAAUCAGGUAGUGUGACAUUGCUAAUUCAUGAGAUUACGGAGGAUUAAUUUCCCAGCAAGCACAAGAUUGAUAAUUUGUUACUACCAAAAAGGCUUUGACUUUGCAGAAUAGGGAAAUUGAUUUUUUUUAUCCAAUUUGUAAAUGGAAAUUAUCAGUUGUGUUUCUCACAUUUUUCCAGGGGCAUGAUCAUGUGAAAUGUCCUUACUCAAUUAGCUAUUUAUUAUGAAAUGAGAGAAUGAGACUUGGAAUUUUUUUUAUGAGAAAAAGGUUAUUGAUUGAGAGUUGAGA